Messenger RNA from Arabidopsis thaliana (thale cress), 1570 nucleotides. Its product is annotated as Mitochondrial substrate carrier family protein. Gene Ontology annotation, biological process: transmembrane transport. The transcript is spliced from 5 exons. The record is from RefSeq and is marked reviewed. NCBI's taxonomy places the organism in Eukaryota, Viridiplantae, Streptophyta, Magnoliopsida, Brassicales, Brassicaceae. Gene Ontology annotation, cellular component: mitochondrial inner membrane. The coding region runs from base 290 to 1336 and encodes 348 amino acids.
UUUUGAUUCCAUAAGUGGGGUUGUAAAUAAAUUACUAGAAAAUUGUUAAAAUAAAAUAAAAAUUGGGAGAAACACAUAAACCCUAAAAAGCUUAAAUCUUUCUUCCCAUAAAUUAUUAGUUUAUACUCUUCUAGGUCUCUCUGUUCACAAUCUGAUGGAAGUUUGUUUUUUUCUUUGUUUUCUAAUUAUGUUUUAAUUGAAUAUUCUCUGUUGCCCUUUUUUGAAUCUCUUGUUCUGUCUCUCUGAUAAAAUCUUUGAAAGAACAAACGGAGACAGAGAGUGAGAGAAAAUGGCAAUGGUUGUUCCAAAAGAAGGGCUUGUGGUUAUGGACAAGGAAUCUGUUUCUUCAGCUUCAUCGGAUUCUCAUCUUCGUCUCCAACCUCACUUUCCUGACUUCACUAUUCCUGUUAAAGAUUUCUUCAAGUCUAGGGAAGCCCGUGAGUUUCUUAGUGGGGCUUUAGCUGGAGCUAUGACCAAAGCUGUUCUUGCUCCACUUGAGACUAUAAGGACAAGAAUGAUUGUUGGUGUUGGAUCGAGAAGCAUUCCAGGUAGUUUUCUGGAAGUUGUACAGAAGCAAGGGUGGCAAGGUCUUUGGGCUGGCAAUGAAAUCAAUAUGAUUCGAAUCAUUCCAACGCAAGCAAUUGAGUUAGGGACAUUCGAGUGGGUAAAACGUGCAAUGACAUCAGCUCAAGUGAAGUUGAAGAAGAUUGAGGACGCCAAGAUUGAAAUCGGUGAUUUUAGUUUCAGUCCGUCCAUAUCGUGGAUCUCUCCUGUUGCUGUGGCUGGUGCAUCUGCUGGUAUUGCCAGUACACUUGUUUGCCAUCCUCUCGAAGUCCUCAAGGAUAGAUUGACUGUGAGCCCUGAGAUUUAUCCAAGCUUAAGCCUUGCAAUUCCAAGAAUUUUUAGAGCCGAUGGAAUCCGUGGAUUUUACGCUGGCUUAGGACCAACAUUGGUCGGGAUGCUUCCUUACAGCACAUGUUAUUACUUCAUGUAUGACAAAAUGAAGACCUCAUACUGCAAAUCCAAGAACAAAAAGGCUUUAAGCCGUCCAGAGAUGCUUGUUCUUGGAGCUUUAGCUGGUCUAACGGCGAGCACCAUAAGCUUCCCCUUGGAAGUAGCGCGGAAGCGGUUGAUGGUUGGAGCUCUGAAGGGAGAAUGCCCACCAAACAUGGCUGCAGCAAUAGCAGAAGUAGUGAAGAAAGAAGGAGUGAUGGGACUCUACAGAGGAUGGGGAGCAAGUUGUUUGAAAGUCAUGCCAUCUUCAGGCAUUACUUGGGUCUUCUAUGAAGCCUGGAAAGAUAUUUUGCUUGCCGCCAACACCAAACCACUCAUAUAAUGACGAAAUUGUAACCUAAGUUAUUAUUGUUUCUUUAAAGCUAAAGCCUGUCAUCACAUUUCUAAGUUAUGAUUUAGGGAAUGUGGUGGCUUGGACAUGAGAUGUUUUUUUGGCACCUGGGAGUGUUAUGAUUCCCAUGAGAAGUAGAAGAUGAGUUUUUUUUAAUUCUUGAGGCUAAUUCUCUGUGUUCUUCUCGUCAAAACAAAGAAGUAAGAAGCAAAUCAAAUUAUUAAU